AUGAAGCCUGAGGAAAGGAAAGAACGUGAAAACGAGAUUGAUAUGGCGUAUAAACAAAUGCUUGAUAAAAGUUCAUUAGCGCAAACAUUAAAACAAAUUUACAUCGAUUUGCAAAUGGCUGGUGAAGUGAAUAUAAUGCUAAAUAAUUGGGUACGAGUUUCAUGUUGUCUACCACAUCGCUCAGUGCCAAUUAAUUGUUCAUUGUCUCAAGAUAAAGUCUUUUAUAUACUAACUAAUGCUGAACGUUUUUUCAAACCUUAUUAUGGUUUAUUAUUAUUAUCUGAUCAGUCGUCUUUACAGUCAUCGUUACCCUUGGAUAGUUCAUCAACAUUAAACACUCUUUUGAAACAUUUACGCUCAUCGUAUACAAUGGCUCGGUUAUCAAUUGAAACAAGUAUUCCGUUAACACAGAUUUAUCGUCUAGCAGCCCAUUUAUUGUAUUGGGGACGUGUUAAAAUAAUAUUUCCAAUUGUUGACGAUAAUUAUUACGUAAUAGCACCCGAUGCUGAUUUAUCAAAAAAUAGUUCAUUAUCAAAAUUAUAUGCGCAAACUUUUCAACAUAGUACAGUUUGUUAUACAACAUUGCAAGAAGCAUUAGCUGAAUAUUCCGAUUCUAUUCCAUUUCAUCUGCAUGGUGUUCAGUGUGAAACGGAUCAUGAAUUACGAGAACGUCUUCGUUGUGUAGAAUGGUUGUUAAAACAUCGUCUGAUUGUUCAAUUACAUUACUAUUAUUACUUGCUUAUAAAAGAUGACCGUAAUGAACAUUUGGAUGAAUUUAAACGUUCAAGACAUCCGAAACCUCGUGUCACACACCGUUUAACAUCGGAAAUUCCUGUUUCAAGUUUGAGUCAUGGUUCACCAUUAUCAAGUUAUUCAACUAUUUCACUAUAUAAUGAUCAGAUGAUUGAUCAAAGUAAUAAUAGCAAUAGCAAUCUACAGGAUGAUGUGUUUCCAACGACCAUUCUUCCAUUACGUUAUUUAUUUCAAAUAGAACAGGCAUUACCAGACGAAACGAAUGAUUAUCGUCAACGAGUUGCAACAGCAAUUAAUAAUUCGAAUGAAAAUGAUGUGAAUCAAUUUCUUAAAAUAGCAAAAUAUUUGAAUGGUGAACAUCAUUUAGAAGAAAUUAUUUAUCUUGAAUCUUUAACUCGUACUCAGAUAUUGUCUACAAUUGAAAGUUUUCAACAUAUUGUGAUAAAAGCAUUGCAUGUUGAUCCAAAUCUUGUAUUGCAAAUAUGA
Molecule: messenger RNA, 1239 nt
Organism: Didymodactylos carnosus
Lineage: Eukaryota; Metazoa; Rotifera; Eurotatoria; Philodinida; Philodinidae
Source: the annotation of a GenBank genome assembly